Messenger RNA from Benincasa hispida (wax gourd), 1577 nucleotides. Its product is annotated as Putative methyltransferase family protein. Lineage: Eukaryota; Viridiplantae; Streptophyta; Magnoliopsida; Cucurbitales; Cucurbitaceae. The record is from RefSeq and is a predicted model, not a curated record.
GGAAAUACCGUACCACUACCAUCUUAAGAACCCUUGAGGGCUUGAACCCUCUCACUCGAACUAGAACUAGCAGAAGAAAGCUCUGUUCCGCCGUGGAGCGGAGGAGCUCUCAGGCGAGCAACCGGCGAUGGCGGCAAACUCUUCGAGUCCAGCUUUCGAAAACUUUCGGUUGUUUGGAUCAGCGGAAGAUGAGAAGCAUAAUCUAGGUCUCUCCCUGGGCUUUCUCGACUCUCAACAGCCUCCUCUUCCACCUCCACCUCCUACCCUCGAAGUUCUUUCUUCUGAGGUUUCAUCUUCUGUCAAAUACAAUGUGGAGCCAGUUAGCGUCGGUGGACUUACCAUGCUUAAGGGACGGGUCAGCACUCAGGAGGUUUUCUCCUUGUCCAACUCUGAUUUAGUUCCUGGUAAAUAUGAAGGGGGACUUAAGUUAUGGGAAGGUGCAUUGGAUCUUAUCAAAGCUCUUUGUGGGGAGGUUGAAGAUGGGCAUUUGUCAUUUUCUGGGAAGCGAGUUUUAGAGCUUGGAUGUGGUCAUGGUCUUCCUGGUAUUUAUGCAUGCCUGAAGGAUGCAGCUGCUGUACAUUUCCAGGAUUUCAAUGCCGAAGUCUUGAGAUGUCUUACCAUCCCGAAUGUCGCUGCAAACCUUUCAAAAAAGGAUGAAACUUUGUCAAUUAAUCCAACAGAAUCUGAUGCUGGAUCAGCAUUUCGUUACUUUGCUGGUGAUUGGAGUGAAAUGCAUAAAAUUCUUCCUUUUGCGUCUGACAACGAGGAAGAGCUAAGUGGAAGUUUUGAUGGCUAUGACAUUGUUUUAAUGGCGGAGACAGUUUAUUCUCUUUCUACACUUAAAACUCUCUAUAAGCUUAUCACACAGUGCUUGAGCCGUCCUCAUGGAGUUGUAUACCUGGCUGGAAAGAAACAUUACUUUGGAGUGGGAGGAGGAACCCGGCGCUUUCUCUCUGUGUUAGAAAAAGAAGGUGAAAUGGUUUCCAAACUGAUUGCAGAAGUUGCUGAUGGUUCGUCUAACGUGAGAGAAGUGUGGAAGCUCUCAUUGAAAUAGGCAAAAAGAAAGCAAAUCAAUAUAACCCAGUGGUGAUCCUUGCAGAAUGAACCACUAGGGAUAAUUUGUGCAAAUGAUCAUUGGAAUGAAAACGUUUCAUAUUUCUCUCCCUCCUCAAGUUUGUAUCUUGAUAUUAUAUGGAUGAAAUCCUCUUUGGGAAGAGAUUUCAAACUCUCCACAAGAAGAUUCUCCAAAGUCAAAGAUUGAAGUUGAACAGAUGAUCAAUGUGCCUUGUGUGUCGUUCGCCUUGCUGGGAGUAUCAAUAUAAUUUUUUUAAUAGUAGAGUAGGGAGCGGCACGGACCCUUCAUGAUUUUCUUUUUUUGCUUCCUGUCCUUGAAUGGAUUUUAGAGUUGGUUAUAGUAACACAAGUGUUGAGCUCAAUACAUAUGUGUUUGUAUAUAAUGUCUUUAGCUUUCUUGGGUUGAUUUUUGAGUGUGUCCGACUUGUUUGUACGUGUCCUGUUAAUGUACUUGAGAAAUUUGAAAAAUUUUAAAUAUGACAUUAGGAUGCUUUUUUCUCUAA